Messenger RNA from Anopheles arabiensis, 740 nucleotides. RefSeq names its product 32 kDa beta-galactoside-binding lectin lec-3-like. The coding region runs from base 121 to 558 and encodes 145 amino acids. Gene Ontology annotation, molecular function: carbohydrate binding; galactoside binding. The transcript has 4 exons. The record is from RefSeq and is a predicted model, not a curated record. NCBI's taxonomy places the organism in Eukaryota, Metazoa, Arthropoda, Insecta, Diptera, Culicidae.
GUGGCCGAAUGCUAAUGUGUAGCGCUGAAUUAUCCCUCGGGUCUACGUUGGGUCCAACCUGGAGGUUUAUGUUGAACCUGCAAGCUCAUUUGUACUGUGGUGUAACGGAAAGGCGAAAUUAUGGCGCUAAUGCUUCCGAUAUUCAAUCCGGAGAUGCCAUGCCUUGGGGCCAUCCUUGGUGGAUUGCAGCCGGGAAAGAAAAUCAUAGUCCAAGGAACACUCACAGCUGACAGAUUUAACAUUAAUCUGCAAUACGGCCCCGAGGUAGAUCCGCGAGAUGACACCGCGCUGCAUUUGAGCAUUCGGCCGGGCGAUAGGAGAAUCGUCCGAAACACAUACGUCGAUCAGUGCUGGCAGGAUGAGGAACGGUCCGGAGGAUGCCCGAUCAGCACGGGGGAACCAUUUACGCUGGAAAUCAGAGUGAAGGAUACGCACUACUCCAUUCGCUUCAAUGAUGAGAAGUAUUGCACCUUCUCACAUCGCAUGCCGUUCGAAAUGGUUAACUUUAUACAUCUUGGAGCUGGUGCCAGUAUUGAUUCGGUGCUGGAAACGUUUUAACGUCGAUCGUUUUGCAGUGGUAGAAUACUGAUAUUCAACCGUUAACAAAACCGACGUAGGUUUGUUGACUUGCUUAUCAUACUGAGUGAUUAUAACAGUUAUCGACUUCAAGGAUUAUCUAUUUUUGUAAUCAAAUUUAGUUGACUGAGUCACAACGGUCUAAUAAAUUACACUGGAAUUUA